This is a messenger RNA of Staurois parvus, 316 nucleotides long. The record is from the annotation of a GenBank genome assembly. NCBI's taxonomy places the organism in Eukaryota, Metazoa, Chordata, Amphibia, Anura, Ranidae.
GCAGUCUCUGGUCAUCCCUGUACUGUGUCCGCAGUCUCUGGUCAUCCCCUGUACCAUGUAUGCAGUCUGUGGUCAUCUCUUGUACUGUGUCCGCAGUCUCUGGUCAUCUCCUAUACUGUGUCCGCAGUCUCUGGUCAUCUCCUGUACUGUGUCCGCAGUCUCUGGUCAUCUCCUGUGCUGCGUCUGCAGUCUCUGGUCAUCUCCUGUACUAUGUCCGCAUCUCUGGCCAUCUCCUGUACUAUGUCCACAGUCUCUGGUCAUCUCCUGUACUAUGUCCGCAGUCUCUGGUUAUCUCCUGUACUAUGUUUGCAGUCUC